Molecule: messenger RNA, 612 nt
Organism: Meloidogyne enterolobii
Lineage: Eukaryota; Metazoa; Nematoda; Chromadorea; Rhabditida; Meloidogynidae
Source: the annotation of a GenBank genome assembly
AUGUUAUACUUAAUUCUUCAUUCACAUUUUAGCAUUAAAAGUUUUUGUUGUUUUAAUAUUACAAUUCUUUCAAUAAAGUCUACAAUGGAAUUUCUUGAGGAUGAAGAUACGAAGGCAUUUUUUGCGAUUUUAGAAGGAAAUUGUCCCGAUGAGGAGGAAAGUAAUUCCUGUAGUGAUGAUUUUAUUAAUGAUACUGCCGAAUUUUUUGAUCAAUUGGAAUUGGUCCAUCCUGACAACAAAAGUGUUUGCGAAAAUGAAUGUGAAGAAAUUAACGAAGAAGUUAGUCAAGAAGUUGAAGGAUAUGUUAGUGAAGAAAAAGUUAAUGAAGAUGAAUGUGAAGAAGUUGACGGGGAUAUUUGUGACGAAAAGUUUGAUGGCUUUCUGCAUACGGAGAUCGAUGUACUUUUAGAUGAAUUUAUGUUAAAGUGGCGGAAGUUACAGGAUAAAAAAAGGGAAUUCUUUACAAAUGAGGCCAAGAAAAUGGAAGUGGACAAUGCCUUAUCUGGCCGAGUGAAAAAAUUUGUUUACAACUGGAACGAAUAUGAAAAUGGAACAACGUGCGAAUUUCGUAAUGCCUUGGAAGAAUUAAGAAUGUCAUUAAAAACAAAUUAG